This is a messenger RNA of Fusarium oxysporum Fo47, 1018 nucleotides long. RefSeq names its product translation initiation factor 6. The transcript is spliced from 3 exons. The coding region runs from base 147 to 887 and encodes 246 amino acids. The record is from RefSeq and is a predicted model, not a curated record. Gene Ontology annotation, biological process: maturation of 5.8S rRNA; cytosolic ribosome assembly; assembly of large subunit precursor of preribosome. Gene Ontology annotation, cellular component: nucleolus; preribosome, large subunit precursor; cytosol. Gene Ontology annotation, molecular function: ribosomal large subunit binding. Lineage: Eukaryota; Fungi; Ascomycota; Sordariomycetes; Hypocreales; Nectriaceae.
GGGGCAAGAAAGCAAAACCAACCAGACGAAGGAAAAAAAAAACCUACGACGAGCAUCCACUCUGCGAUAACUUCAAUCUUCAACUACACCAAACCUCCAAAAUUAUAGACUCUACGACUUGCACGACCCAGAACACUUCAGCAAUCAUGGCCGUCCGCGCUCAAUUUGAGAACUCCAACGAGGUCGGUGUCUUUUCCACCUUGACCAACUCUUACGCCCUCGUGGCUCUCGGUGCCAGUGAGAACUUCUACAGUGUCUUUGAAGCCGAACUCCAAGAUAUCAUUCCUACUGUGCGAACCACAAUCGCUGGUACCCGUAUCAUUGGCCGUAUGACCGCUGGCAACCGUAAGGGUCUUCUCGUUCCCACAACCACAACCGACCAGGAGCUGCAGCACUUGAGAAAUUCGCUUCCCGAUUCAGUCCGUAUCCAGCGUAUCGAGGAGCGCUUGUCAGCUCUCGGAAACGUCAUCGUCACAAACGAUCACAUCGCUCUCGUGCACCCUGAUUUGGAACGUGAAACAGAAGAGAUUAUUGCAGAUGUCCUCGGCGUGGAAGUGUUCCGUCAGACUGUCGCAGACAAUGUCCUGGUGGGCAGCUACAUGAGCUUGUCUAACCAGGGUGGUCUCGUGCAUCCCAAGACUCCUAUCCAAGAUCAGGACGAAUUGUCCAGCUUGCUUCAGGUUCCUCUCGUCGCCGGUAGUGUCAACCGUGGUUCUAACGUUGUUGGCGCUGGAAUGGUCGUCAACGACUGGCUCGCCGUGACUGGUCUCGACACAACUGCCACUGAGCUCAGCGUUAUCGAGAGUGUGUUCCGUCUCGGCGAGGGCCAGGGCCCCAGCAACAUCAACACGAGCAUGAAGGACACCAUGGUCGAGUCUUUCUACUAAGCUCGGCUUGAUUUAUGGUUCUGUUUCUCACAUUCAUACAUACACACAUAUUGCUUAUGGGGCUUUGCUGUUACGUUACUCGUCCGGUAAUUGAUUGGACGAGUGAUAACCAUCGUCGCGACAAGACGAAC